This is a messenger RNA of Lepus europaeus (European hare), 13770 nucleotides long. It is a transcript of the gene DNAH10, whose product is annotated as dynein axonemal heavy chain 10. Lineage: Eukaryota; Metazoa; Chordata; Mammalia; Lagomorpha; Leporidae. Gene Ontology annotation, cellular component: dynein complex. Gene Ontology annotation, biological process: microtubule-based movement. Gene Ontology annotation, molecular function: dynein light intermediate chain binding; ATP binding; minus-end-directed microtubule motor activity. The record is from RefSeq and is a predicted model, not a curated record.
AUGGACGACCUGCGGGUGCUGUGGAUGCGCGACCGUGUGUACGCGGCCUUCGGGCUCACGGACCCGCAGCUCUUCGAGGAGCUGCUGAGCCGGGGCGACGGCGAGGCGGAGGACCUGGUCCUGCACUUCCUCAACCAGAGGAGCGACGAGGAGGCCGCCGCCACGCUGCUCUUCUGCCGCAAGGUGGUGCCGGAGGAGGAGGAGGUGGAGAUCGAUGACAUACCUGUGCUGUCCGAGGAGGCGAAUGAGGAAGAAGAGACCGGCGCCGAGAAAACAGAGCACGUGGACAAAGCUCCCGCUAAGAACCUGCAGCUGAGAAGCGAAUCCAUCGCCCCGCCUUCUCUGGGCGGAGAGGACGAAGAAGCAGCCAGUUCAGAGAGAGUCUCCCCCAAAAGGCUGGCGAAGCGCAUCGUGGACAGGACCUACCUCCAGGUGUUCUGCAUCCCGGUGCCCGAGGAGUUCCUGGACCAGAACGUGGUGUUUUUCCUCAGAAACACGAAAGAGACUGUCGCCGAGGCCAGUGACAUGAAGGAGGCCAUGGAAAUCAUGCCGGAGACGCUGGAGUAUGGCGUCAUCAGCGGCCAGGUGCUCGGCUUCCUGAGGGAUGUCCUGUGCCAGGUGUUCUUGCCAGCGCUGGCCUUCAAUCAGCACAAAGCCGAGGCGGCCACAGGCCUGGGCGCCGGGGAGACGGCGGGCACUGUGGAGUAUGAGAUGGUGCUGCCGGCUGUGCCCGGCGAGGCCGUGGAGUACCACGGCGUGCAGCUCAUCCGGGAUGAGUUCCUGAUGAACGUGCAGAAGUUCGCCAGCAGCAUACAGAGGACCAUGCAGCAGCUGGAGGGUGAGAUCAAGCUGGAGAUGCCCACCAUCAGUGUGGAGGGGGAGGUGUCUGAGCUCGCUGCCGACCCCGAAACCCUGGAGGCGCUGGAGCAGUGCGUGAUCAACUGGCUGAACCAGAUCUCCACAGCCCUGGAGAGCCAGCUGAAGAAGACGCCGCAGGGUAACGGGCCCCUGGCGGAGAUCGAGUUCUGGCGGGAGAGGAACGCGACGCUGAGCGCGCUGCACGAGCAGACCAAGCUCCCGGUGGUGCGGAAGGUGCUGGAGGUGAUCCGGCACGCCGAGUCCAUGCUGGUGGCCAACCUGCAGCCGGUGCUCACUGAGCUCUUCAAGCUGCACAUGGAGGCCUCGGACAACGUGCGCUUCCUGUCCACCGUGGAGCGCCACUUCAAGAACAUCACGCACGGGGCCGGCUUCCACGUGGUCCUGGACACCAUCCCCUCCAUGAUGAGCGCCCUGCGCAUGGUGUGGAUCAUCUCGCGGCACUACAACAAGGACGAGAGGAUGAUCCCGCUCAUGGAGCGCAUCGCCUGGGAGAUCGCCGAGAGGGUCUGCAGGGUGGUGAACCUGCGUACCCUGUUCAAGGAAAACCGAGCGAGUGCACAGCGCAAGACCCUGGACGCCAAGAACACGCUGAGACUGUGGAAGAAGGCCUACUUCGACACCCGCGCCAAGAUCGAGGCUUCGGGCCGGGAGGCGCGCUGGGAGUUUGACCGGAAGCGGCUGUUCGAGCGGACGGAUUACAUGGCCACCAUCUGCCAGGACCUCUACUACAUUUUGCAGGUCAUGGAGGAAUUCUACAACAUAUUUGGCCCAGAGUUGAAGGCGGUGACUGGGGACCCCAAGCGCAUUGACGACGUCCUGUGCCGGGUGGACGGUCUGGUCACCCCCAUGGAGCACCUGACCUUUGACCCCUUCAGCAUCAAGUCCUCCCAGUACUGGAAAUACGUGAUGGAUGACUUCAAGAUUGAAAUUCUGGUUAUUGAGAAAGAAGCAAAGAACUUCAUUGACGAAUCCUUUAAGACACUCCGCUCAGCCGAGGCAGCGUUUGACAUGCUUCUGAAGUUCAAGCACAUCCGCUCGCGGGAGGCAAUCAAUCGGCAGAUGAUGAUGAAGUUCAACGACAUCCUCGCCCAGUAUUGCAAAGAGAUCGACAUAGUGAAUAAGAUCUUCGUGCAGAACCUGGAGAGCCCUCCGCUGUACAAGAACCACCCGCCGGUUGCGGGCGCCAUUUACUGGGAGCGCUCCCUGUUCUACCGGAUCAAGCACACCAUCCUCAGAUUUCAGGAAGUGGAGGAGAUACUGGACAGUGAGCGGGGACAGGAGGUGAAGCAGAAGUACCUGGAGGUGGGGAAGACGAUGAAGGACUACGAGGACCGGAAGUACCUGCAGUGGAGGGAGAUGACCGAGCAGACGCUGCCCGCGCUCAUGAAGAGGAGCCUGCUCACCAAGUCCUCCACCGCCCCGGACGAGGCCUCGGCGGCCUCCGAGAGGGGCACCGUGUUCAUCAUCAAUUUCGCUCCUGCUCUGAAAGAGAUCAUUCACGAAGCCAAGUACCUGGAGCAGCUGGGGUUCAUCGUCCCCGAGCUGGCAAGGAACGUGGCUCUGCAGGAGGACAAAUUCCUAAGGUACACGCACGGGAUCCAGCAGAUGCUGGACCACUACCACGCGCUCAUCGGCACGCUGAACGAGGCCGAGACCGUGCUGCUGGACGACCACUCCCAGGAGCUGAUCAGGGUGUUCCGGUCCGGGUACAAGCGGCUGAACUGGAACUCGCUGGGAAUCGCCGACUACAUCACCCGGUGCCGCCAGGCCAUCGGGAAGUUCGAGUCCCUCGUGCACCAGAUCCACAAGAACGCGGACGACAUCUCCUCCAGGCUCACACUCAUUGAGUCCAUCAAUCUUUUCAAGUACCCAGUGCCCAAGGGCGAGGAAGACAUCCCAGGUGUGAAGGAGUUCUUCGAGCACAUCGAGCGGGAGCGGGCCAAGGACGUGGAGCACAUGGUGAGGUGGUACCUGGCCAUCGGGCCGCUGCUGACCAAGGUCGAGGGGCUGGUGGUCCACACCAACACAGGCAAGGCCCCCAAGCUGGCCGCCUACUACGAGUACUGGGAGAACAAGAUCUACGAGGUGCUCACAAAGCUUGUGCUCAGGAAUCUGCAGUCCUUCAAUUCUCUGAUCCUUGGGAAUGUCCCCCUGUUCCAAACGGAGACCAUCCUGACCGCCCCCGAGAUCAUCCUGCACCCCAACGCCAACGAGAUCGACAAGAUGUGUGUGCACUGCGUGCGGAGCUGUGUGGAGAUGACCAAGCAUUUUGUGCGCUGGAUGAAUGGCAGCUGCAUUGAGUGCCUCCCGCAGAAGGGGGAGGAGGAGGAAGUGGUCAUCAUAAGCUUCUACAGCGACGUCUCCCAGAACCCGCAGAUAAUCGAGCAGGCGGUCAUGAUCCCCCAGAGCGUGCACAGGCUCCUGAUGAACCUCAUGAAGUACCUGCAGAAGUGGAAGCGGUACCGGCCACUCUGGAAGCUGGACAAGGCCAUCGUGAUGGAGAAGUUUGCGGCCAAGAAGCCGGCCUGCGUGCUGUACGACGAGAAGCUGCAGUUCUACUCCAAGAUCGCCUCCGAGGUCAUGCGCCACCCGCUGACCAAGGACGAGCACUGCGUCAGGCUGCAGCUGGGGCCCCUGGCCAGCACCGUGCAGGAGAACGCCAAGUCCUGGGUCAUCUCCCUCGGCCGGCUCCUCAACGACUCGGCCCGAGAGGAGCUGCACAGCCUGCACGAGGAGAUGGAGCACUUGGCCAAAAACCUGAAGAAGAGCCCCAGCACUCUGGAAGACCUCAAGUUUGUGCUCGCCACAAUUGCCGAAAUCAGAAGCAAGUCCUUGGUCAUGGAGCUGAGAUACAGGGACGUGCAGGAGCGGUACCGGACCAUGGCCAUGUACAACAUCCUGCCGGCCGACGCAGAGCGAGAGCUCGUGGAAAGGCUGGAGAGCACGUGGCUGAACCUGUUCGCCGACUCCGUGAACGUGGAGCACGCGCUUGGGGGCAUAAAGAGAACCUUCACAGAGAUUACUCGCGGCGAAAUCAUGAACUACAGACACCAGAUAGAGCAGUUUGCCAAGAGUUUUUACAGCGAAGGCCCUGGGUCUGUUGGUGAGGACCUUGAUAAAGGAGUGGAACUUCUGGGCAGCUUUGAGAGAGAGCUGGCCAAGCACGAGCGGAGCCGCCAGCAGCUGGCCAACGCCGAGAAGCUGUUCGACCUCCCCAUCACCAUGUACCCGGAGCUGCUCAAGGUGCAGAAGGAGAUGAGCGGCCUGAGGAUGAUUUACGACCUCUACGAGUCCCUGAAGGUGGCCAAGGAGGAGUGGUCGCAGGCGCUCUGGAUCAACCUGAACGUCCAGAUCCUGCAGGAGGGCAUCGACGGCUUCUUCAAGGCGCUCAAGAAGCUGCCGCGCUCGGUGCGCGGCCUGUCCGUGGCCUUCCACCUGGAGGCCAAGAUGAAGGCCUUCAAGGACUCCAUCCCUCUGCUGCUGGACCUGAAGCACGAGGCGCUGCGAGACAGGCACUGGAAGGAACUCAUGGAGAAGACGGGCGUGUUUUUUGAGAUGACGGAGACGUUCACCUUGGAAAACAUGUUCGCCAUGGAGCUCCACAGGCACGCGGACGUCCUGGGGGAGAUCGUCACGGCCGCCAUCAAGGAGGUGGCCAUCGAGAAGGCCGUGAAGGAAAUCCUGGACACAUGGGAAAACAUGAAGUUCACGGUGGUCAAGUACUACAAGGGCACGCAGGAGCGCGGCUACGUGCUGGGGUCGGUGGAUGAGAUCGUGCAGAGCCUGGACGACAACACCGUGAACCUGCAGAGCAUCUCGGGGAGCAGAUUCGUGGGCCCCUUCCUGCAGGCCGUGCACAAGUGGGAGAAGAGCCUCUCGCUCAUCGGGGAGGUCAUUGAGGUCUGGAUGUCGGUUCAGAGGAAGUGGAUGUACCUGGAGAGCAUCUUCAUCGGCGGAGACAUCCGGUCCCAGCUCCCGGACGAGGCCAAGAAGUUCGACAACAUCGACAGGGUGUUUAGAAGGAUCAUGAGCGAGACCCUGAAGGACCCGGUGAUCAAGCGGUGCUGCGAGGCCCCGAACCGCCUGAGCGACCUGCAGCACGUCGCCGAGGGGCUGGAGCGGUGCCAGAAGAGCCUCAACGACUACCUGGACACCAAGAGGAACGCCUUCCCCCGCUUCUUCUUCAUCUCGGACGACGAGCUGCUCAGUAUCCUGGGCAGCAGCGACCCGCUCUGCGUGCAGGAGCACAUGAUCAAGAUGUACGACAACAUAGCCAUGCUGCGGUUCAGCGACGGGGACGGCGGCGAGAAGCUGGUGAGCGCCAUGAUCUCUGCUGAAGGGGAAGUGAUGGAGUUUGGGAAGAUCGUGCGGGCCGAGGGCCGCGUGGAAGACUGGAUGACUGCCGUGCUGACCGAGAUGAGGAGGUCCAACAGGCGCAUCACCAAAGAGGCCAUCUUUCGCUACUGUGCGGACAGAAGCAGGGUGGACUGGAUGCUCCUGUACCAGGGCAUGGUGGUGCUGGUGGCCAGCCAGGUGUGGUGGACCUGGGAGGUGGAGGACGUGUUCCGCAAGGUGCAGGAAGGGGAGAAGCAGGCCAUGAAGAACUACGGCAAGAAGAUGCACCAGCAGAUCGACGAGCUGGUGACCCGCAUCACCAUGCCCCUGAGCAAGAAUGACCGCAAGAAGUACAACACGGUGCUCAUCAUCGACGUGCACGCCCGGGACAUCGUGGACUCGUUCAUACGGAGCAGCAUUAUGGAGGCGCGGGAGUUCGAGUGGGAGAGUCAGCUGCGGUUUUACUGGGACCGCGAGCCGGACGAGCUGAGCAUCCGCCAGUGCACUGGCACCUUCGGCUACGGCUACGAGUACAUGGGCCUGAACGGGCGCCUGGUCAUCACGCCCCUCACUGACCGCAUCUACCUGACGCUCACUCAGGCACUGUCCAUGUAUCUGGGAGGGGCCCCGGCUGGCCCGGCAGGUACCGGCAAAACCGAGACCACCAAGGACCUCGCCAAAGCCCUGGGCUUGCUGUGUGUCGUGACCAACUGCGGCGAGGGCAUGGAUUACAAAGCGGUUGGGAAGAUCUUCUCGGGCCUCGCCCAGUGCGGGGCCUGGGGCUGCUUCGACGAGUUCAACCGGAUCGACGCCUCCGUGCUCUCCGUCAUCUCGUCCCAGAUCCAGACAAUCCGGAACGCUCUGAUCCACCAGCUGACCACCUUCCAGUUCGAGGGGCAGGAGAUCUCCCUGGACUCGCGCAUGGGCAUCUUCAUCACCAUGAACCCCGGCUACGCGGGCCGCACGGAGCUGCCCGAGUCGGUGAAGGCCCUGUUCCGGCCCGUGGUGGUGAUCGUGCCGGACCUGCAGCAGAUCUGCGAGAUCAUGCUGUUCUCCGAGGGCUUCCUCAUGGCCAAGACGCUGGCCAAGAAGAUGACCGUCCUGUACAAGCUGGCGCGGGAGCAGCUGUCCAAGCAGUACCAUUACGACUUUGGACUCCGGGCCCUCAAGUCGGUGCUGGUGAUGGCCGGGGAGCUGAAGAGAGGCUCCUCAGAGCUGAAGGAGGACGUGGUUCUGAUGCGGGCCCUGCGGGACAUGAACCUGCCCAAGUUCGUGUUUGAGGACGUCCCCCUCUUCCUGGGCCUGAUCUCUGAUCUGUUCCCGGGGCUCGACUGCCCCCGGGUCCGCUACCCCGACUUCAACGACGCCGUGGAGCAGGUGCUGGAGGACAGGGGCUACGUCGUCCUGCCCGUGCAGGUGGACAAAGUGGUGCAGCUGUUUGAGACCAUGCUCACCCGCCACACGACGAUGGUGGUGGGGCCCACAGGAGGCGGCAAGUCUGUGGUCGUCAACACGCUGUGCCAGGCGCAGACCAGGCUCGGCAUAAUGACGAAGUUGUACAUCCUGAACCCCAAAGCUGUGAGCGUCAUAGAGCUCUACGGCAUCCUGGACCCCACCACCCGGGACUGGACGGACGGGGUGCUGUCGAACAUCUUCCGGGAGAUCAACAGGCCCACCGACAAGAAGGAGCGCAAGUACAUCUUAUUUGACGGCGACGUGGACGCUCUGUGGGUGGAAAACAUGAACUCUGUGAUGGACGACAACAAGCUGUUGACGCUGGCCAACGGGGAGCGCAUCCGGCUCCAGGCACACUGUGCGCUGCUCUUCGAGGUUGGAGAUUUACAGUACGCCUCCCCCGCAACCGUGUCUCGGUGUGGCAUGGUUUACGUGGACCCUAAGAACCUGAAGUAUCAGCCAUAUUGGAAAAAAUGGGUCAGUCAGCGACAGAACAAGGCGGAGCAAAACGACCUGGACCGGCUCUUCGACAAGUACGUACCCUACCUCAUCAACGUGAUUGUGGAGGGCAUCGUGGACGGGAGGCAGGCCGAGAAGCUGAAGACGAUCGUGCCUCAGACCGACCUCAACAUGGUGACGCAGCUCACCAGGAUCCUGGACGCCCUGCUCGAGGGGGAGGUGGAGGACGCCGACGUGCUGGAGUGCUACUUCCUGGAGGCCCUGUACUGCUCGCUGGGCGCCUCCCUGCUGGAGGAAGGGCGGCUCCACUUCGACGAAUGCAUCAAGCGCAUCGCUUCUCUGCCCACUGCGGACACGGAAGGGGUUUGGGCCCGGCCCGGGGAGCUGCCAGGUCACCUUCCAACCUUGUACGACUUUCAUUUUGACCCCAAAUGGAAUCAGUGGAUCCCGUGGAGUAAACUAGUCCCAGAGUACGUUCACUCCCCGGAGAGGAAGUUCAUUGACAUCCUGGUUCACACGGUGGAUACGACCCGCACCACCUGGAUGCUGGAGCAAAUGGUUAAAGUCAAGCAGCCGGUCAUCCUGGUUGGAGAAUCUGGCACCUCCAAGACGGCCACUACCCAGAACUUCCUCAAAAACCUGAACGAAGAAAACAACAUCGUGUUGAUCGUCAACUUCUCCUCCCGCACCACGUCCAUGGACAUCCAGAGAAACCUGGAAGCCAGCGUGGAGAAGCGAACCAAAGACACCUACGGCCCCCCCAUGGGGAAGCGCCUGCUGGUGUUCAUGGACGACAUGAACAUGCCCAAGGUGGAUGAAUACGGCACCCAGCAGCCCAUCGCCCUGCUCAAGCUGCUGUUGGAGAAAGGCUACCUGUACGACCGGGGCAAGGAGCUGACCUGCAAAACCCUCCGCGACCUGGGCUUCGUGGCUGCCAUGGGCAAGGCGGGAGGCGGCCGCAACGAAGUGGACCCGAGGUUCCUCUCCCUCUUCAGCGUCUUCAAUGUCCCCUUCCCUUCGGAGGAGUCUUUGCAUUUGAUCUACUCCUCUAUCCUGCGAGGCCACACCUCGAACUUCCACGAGAGCAUCGUGGCUGUGAGUGGCGAGCUGACCACCUGCACGCUGGCCCUUUACAAAAACAUUGUUCAGGACCUGCCUCCCACGCCGUCCAAGUUCCACUACAUCUUCAACCUUCGAGACCUCUCUCGGGUCUUCAACGGCCUCGUGCUCACGCACCCGGAGCGGUUCCAGACGGUGGCCCAGAUGGUGCGUGUCUGGAGGAACGAGUGUCUGCGGGUAUUCCACGACCGGCUCAUCAACGAGACGGACAAGAAGCUGGUGCAGGAGCACAUCGGCAGCUUGGUUGUGGAGCACUUCAGCGAGGACGCCGAGGCGGUGAUGAGGGACCCGGUCCUGUUCGGGGACUUCCGGUCGGCUCUGCAGGAGGAGGAGACGCGCGUGUACGAGGACAUCCAGGACUACGAGGCGGCCAAGGCCCUGUUCCAGGAAAUCCUGGAGGAGUACAACGAAAGCAACACCAAGAUGAACCUGGUCCUGUUCGACGACGCCCUGGAGCACCUGACCCGCGUGCACCGCAUCAUACGCAUGGACCGCGGCCACGCCCUGCUGGUGGGGGUCGGGGGCUCCGGGAAGCAGUCCCUGUCCAGGCUGGCCGCCUUCACGGCCGGCUACGAGGUAUUCGAGAUCCUGCUGAGCCGGGGCUACUCGGAGAACAACUUCCGGGAAGAUCUAAAGAACCUCUACCUGAAGCUCGGCGUUGAGAACAAGACCAUGAUCUUUCUGUUCACGGAUGCCCACGUGGCCGAGGAGGGCUUCCUGGAGCUCAUCAACAAUAUGCUGACGUCGGGGAUCGUGCCGGCCCUGUUCCAGGAAGAGGAGAAGGAGUCGAUCCUCGGUCAGAUCGGACAGGAGGCGGCGCGGCUGGGCUUGGGCCCGGCCAAGGAGUCCCUGUGGCAGUACUUCGUGAGCAAGAGCGCCAACAACCUGCACAUCGUCCUGGGCAUGUCGCCUGUGGGGGACACCCUGAGGACGCGGUGCCGGAACUUCCCAGGUCUGGUGAACAACACUGGCAUCGACUGGUUCAUGCCCUGGCCCUCCCAGGCCCUGCAUGCUGUGGCCAAGUCGUUUUUAGGGGACAAUCCCAUGAUCCCGUUGGGGAACAUAGACGACCUGGUGGAGCACGUUGUGUUGGUCCACGAAUCUGUGGACGAAUUCAGCAGGCAAUUCCUGCAGAAGCUGAGGCGCAGCAACUACGUAACCCCCAAGAAUUACCUGGACUUCAUCCACUCGUACGCCAAGCUGCUGGAUGAGAAGACGCAGUGCAACAUAGCGCAGUGCAAGCGGCUGGAGGGCGGCCUGGACAAGCUCAAGGAGGCCACCAUCCAGCUGGACGAGCUGAACCAGAAGCUGGCCGAGCAGAGGAUCGUGCUGGCCGAGAAGUCGGCCGCCUGCGAGGCCCUGCUGGAGGAGAUCGUCACCAACACGGCCAUAGCCGAGGAGAAGAAGAAGCUGGCGGAGGAGAAGGCCAUGGAGGUGGAGGAGCAGAACAAGAUCAUCGCCGUGGAGAAGACCGAGGCCGAGACGGCGCUGGCCGAAGUCAUGCCCGUCCUGGAGGCCGCCAAGCUGGAGCUGCAGAAGCUGGACAAGUCGGACGUCACCGAGAUCAGGUCGUUCGCAAAGCCCCCGAAGCAGGUGCAGACCGUGUGUGAGUGUAUCCUCAUCAUGAAGGGCUACAAGGAGCUCAACUGGAAGACGGCCAAGGGCAUGAUGUCCGACCCCAACUUCCUGCGCUCGCUUAUGGAGCUCGACUUCGACGCCAUCUCCCAGAGCCAAGUGAAAAACAUCAAGAGCCUCUUGCGGACCCUCAACACCACCAUUGAGGAGAUGGAGGCCGUGAGCAAGGCUGGGCUGGGGAUGCUGAAGUUUGUUGAGGCCGUCAUGGGCUACUGCGACGUCUUCAGAGAAAUCAAGCCCAAGAGAGAGAAGGUGGCCAGGCUGGAGCGGAACUUCUACCUCACCAAACGGGAGCUCGAGCGGAUCCAGAACGAGCUGGCCGCCAUCCAGAGAGAACUGGAGGCGCUGGGCGCCAAGUACGAGGCCGCCAUCCUGGAGAAGCAGAAGCUGCAGGAAGAAGCCGAGAUCAUGGAGAGGCGGCUGAUCGCCGCCGACAAACUCAUCUCGGGGCUGGGGUCCGAGAACGUCAGGUGGCUGAGCGACCUGGACGAGCUGAUGCAUCGUCGCGUGAAGCUGCUGGGGGACUGCCUGCUGUGCGCCGCCUUCCUGAGCUACGAGGGCGCCUUCACCUGGGAGUUCCGGGACGAGAUGGUCAAUCAGGUGUGGCAGAGCGACAUCCUGGAGCGCGAGAUCCCCCUGAGCCAGCCUUUCCGGCUGGAGAACCUGCUCACCGACGACGUGGAGAUCAGCAGGUGGGGCUCCCAGGGCCUGCCCCCCGAUGAGCUCUCGGUGCAGAACGGCAUCCUCACCACGCGCGCCAGCCGCUUCCCCCUCUGCAUCGACCCCCAGCAGCAGGCCCUCAACUGGAUCAAGAGGAAGGAGGAGAAGAACAACCUGCGGGUGGCCUCCUUCAACGACCCCGACUUCCUCAAGCAGCUGGAGAUGUCGGUCAAGUACGGGACCCCCUUCCUGUUCCACGACGUGGACGAGUACAUCGACCCCGUGAUCGACAACGUCCUGGAGAAGAACAUCAAGGUCACCCAAGGUCGUCAGUUCAUCAUCCUGGGAGACAAGGAGGUGGACUACGACUCCAACUUUCGGCUCUACCUCAACACCAAGCUGGCCAACCCCAGAUACCCGCCGUCGGUGUUCGGGAAGGCCAUGGUGAUCAACUACACGGUCACACUGAAGGGCCUGGAGGACCAGCUGCUGAGCGUGCUGGUGGCCCACGAGCGGCACGAGCUGGAGGAGCAGCGGGAGCACCUGAUCCAGGAGACGAGCGACAACAAGAACCUGCUGCGGGACCUGGAGGACUCGCUGCUGCGGGAGCUGGCCACGUCCACGGGGAACAUGCUGGACAACGCCGAGCUGGUGUACACCCUGGAGGAGACCAAGUCCAAGGCCACAGAGGUGUCCGAGAAGCUGAAGCUGGCCGAGAAGAUGGCGCUGGACAUCGACAGGCUGCGGGACGGCUACCGGCCGGCCGCCCGGCGCGGCGCCAUCCUGUUCUUCGUCCUGUCCGAGAUGGCCCUGGUGAACUCCAUGUACCAGUACUCGCUGACCGCCUUCCUGGAGGUCUUCGGCCUGUCCCUGAAGAAGUCGCUGCCGGACUCCAUCCUCCUCAAGAGGCUGAAGAAUAUCAUGGACACGCUGACCUUCAACAUCUACAACUACGGCUGCACAGGGCUGUUCGAGCGGCACAAGCUGCUGUUUUCUUUCAACAUGACCAUCAAGAUAGAGCAGGCGGAAGGCAGGGUCCCCCAGGAGGAGCUCGAUUUCUUCCUGAAAGGCAACAUCUCCCUGGAGAAGAGCAGACGGAAGAAGCCGUGCGCGUGGCUGUCCGAGCAGGGCUGGGAAGACAUCAUGCUUCUGUCGGAGCUGUUCCCCGACACCUUUGGGAACCUCCCGGACGACGUGGAGAAGCACCCCGCGGCCUGGCAGGAGUGGUACGACCUGGAUUCCCUCGAGCAGUCUCCGUUCCCCCUGGGUUACGACAGCAGCAUCACCCCCUUCCAGAGGCUGCUCAUCCUGCGCUGCUUCCGCGUGGACCGCGUGUACCGGGCCGUGACCGACUACGUGACGCUCACGAUGGGGGAGAAGUACGUGCAGCCCCCGAUGAUCAGCUUCGAGGCCAUCUUUGAGCAGAGCACGCCCAACUCCCCCAUCGUGUUCAUCCUGAGCCCCGGCUCCGACCCUGCCAGCGACCUCAUGAAAUUAGCCGAGAGAUGUGGUUUUGGAGGAAACCGCCUCAAAUUCCUCGCCAUGGGUCAAGGUCAAGAGAAGGUGGCGCUGCAGCUGCUGGAGACGGCCGUGGCUCGCGGCCAGUGGCUGAUGCUGCAGAACUGUCACCUCCUGGUCCGGUGGCUGAGGGACCUGGAGAAGUCCCUGGAGCGGAUCACCAAGCCGCACCCCGACUUCCGCCUGUGGCUCACCACCGACCCCACCAAGGGCUUCCCCAUCGGGAUUCUGCAGAAGUCCCUGAAGGUUGUCACGGAGCCGCCCAACGGGCUCAAACUGAACAUGAGGGCCACGUACUUCAAGAUCUCGCAGGAGCUGCUGGAGCGGUGCCCGCACGCCGCCUUCAAGCCGCUGGUCUACGUGCUGGCUUUCUUCCACGCCGUGGUGCAGGAGAGGAGGAAGUUCGGCAAGAUCGGCUGGAACGUGUACUACGACUUCAACGAGUCCGACUUCCAGGUCUGCAUGGAGAUCCUGAACACGUACCUGACAAAAGCCUUCCAGCAGCGCGACCCGCGCAUCCCGUGGGGCAGCCUCAAGUACCUCAUCGGAGAGGUCAUGUACGGAGGACGCGCCAUCGACAGCUUCGACCGCCGCAUCCUGACCACCUACAUGGACGAGUACCUGGGCGACUUCAUCUUCGACACCUUCCAGCCCUUCCACUUCUUCCGGAACAAGGAGGUGGACUACAAAAUCCCCGUCGGCGACGUCAAGGAGAAAUUCGUUGAAGCCAUUGAGGCCCUGCCUCUGGCCAACACACCCGAGGUGUUUGGCCUGCAUCCCAACGCCGAGAUCGGCUACUAUACACAGGCGGCCCGCAACAUGUGGGGGCACCUGCUGGAGCUGCAGCCGCAGACGGGGGAAUCCAGCAGCGGCAUCAGCCGCGACGACUACAUCGGCCACGUGGCCAAGGACAUAGAGCACAGGCUGCCCAGGGUCUUCGACCUGGACCAGGUCAGGAAGCACCUGGGCUUCGGGAUCUCCCCCACCUCGGUGGUGCUCCUACAGGAGCUGGAGCGCUUCAACAAGCUCGUGGUGCGGAUGACGCGGUCGCUGGCCGAGCUGCAGAGGGCCUUGGCUGGAGAGGUUGGGAUGAGCAAUGAGUUGGAUGACGUGGCCAGGUCUCUGUUUAUCGGGCACAUCCCCGGGAUCUGGAGGAAGCUGGCCCCCGACACCCUCAAGUCCCUGGGGAACUGGAUGGUGUACUUCCUGCGCAGGUUCAGCCAGUACACGUCGUGGGUCACCGAGGGGGAGCCCAGCGUCAUGUGGCUCUCGGGGCUGCACAUCCCGGAAUCCUACCUCACGGCCCUGGUGCAGGCCACGUGCCGGAAGAACGGCUGGCCCCUGGACCGGUCCACCCUGUUCACACAAGUGACCAAGUUCCAAGAUGCAGAGGAAGUGAACGAGCGGGCGGGGCAAGGGUGCUUCGUGUCGGGGCUGUACCUGGAGGGUGCUGACUGGGACACCGAGCGAGGCUGUCUCAUCAAGAGCAAACCCAAGGUGCUGGUGGUGGACCUGCCCAUCCUGAAGAUCAUCCCCAUCGAAGCCCACCGCCUCAAGCUGCAGAACACCUUCCGCACCCCCGUCUACACCACGUCCAUGAGACGCAAUGCCAUGGGAGUUGGCCUGGUGUUCGAAGCGGAUCUCUUCACGACCAGGCACAUCUCUCACUGGGUGCUGCAGGGGGUGUGCCUCACCCUCAACUCGGACUGA